This is a messenger RNA of Papilio machaon (common yellow swallowtail), 1297 nucleotides long. RefSeq names its product DNA replication complex GINS protein PSF1. Gene Ontology annotation, cellular component: GINS complex. The record is from RefSeq and is a predicted model, not a curated record. Gene Ontology annotation, biological process: DNA replication; DNA strand elongation involved in mitotic DNA replication. The transcript has 4 exons. Bases 323 to 910 code for a protein of 195 amino acids. Lineage: Eukaryota; Metazoa; Arthropoda; Insecta; Lepidoptera; Papilionidae.
AUAUUAAAUUAAAGUUUAAUUUUAUUUACAAAUGAUAAAGAAAAAACUAUUUGAAGUAAAGGGUACCAAAACAUUGUUUUGGCGGGAAUAUUUUAAUAUAAUUUUUCAAGCAAAGAAUUGGGACUACAUUGUAUUAUAAGUUUAAUCGAGUAGGCAAGCAGGUGCGGUAUCUAUUUCUUGCGUCAAAAAGUAAUUUGCAAGUAUAGUUUAUCAUAAAAUCAAUAUUAUAAUGAAGGGGUAGUAUCGAUACUUUUCCAGACCAAAAAGGUGUAUCGUCUAUAUAUUUUACUUAUCGCUAUAUGUAGAGAUUUUUACUUACAGAAUGUUUGGGGAAAAAGUUAUAGAACUAAUCAAGGAAGCUGAAAGAAAUCGUGAUACAAUUGACCAGUAUAAUGAUGAUAAAGUGCGUCAGAUUAUUGAGGAGAUGCAUGUGUUAUUCAAAAUGAACAUGGCAGAUGCAAAUGCAACAUCAGAGAACAAAUCUCUUUGGACAACUGUGCAAGUGAGACACUCUGCAUUGGAACGUAACAAGCGGUGUCUCCUCGCCUACCUCUACAACCGUAUGAAUAAAAUAAGAACAUUACGUUGGGAGUUCGGUUCUGUCCUUCCAUCAGAUGUAAGAGAGUUGCUCUCCGAUAGCGAGUAUACGUGGUUCUCCAAGUAUUCCACAAACCUCGCGGCGUAUAUGAGGUCGCUUGGCCAAGACAUCGGUUAUAGCGGGAUCGACCUCACAGAGAACCUCAGACCACCCAAGUCCUUGUACAUCGAAGUCCUGUGUCUGUCAGAUUACGGGAAGUUGGAACUGGAGUAUGGUGACGUUAUUCUUUUGAAGAAGAACAGCAGGCACUUCCUGCCGACUUCGGAAUGUCAGACUUUGAUACGUCAGGGCAUCUUGAAACAAAUUACUUAGUAUUCAUUAAGUGAGCGUAAGUUCUAUUAAGCAUCAAAAAUCAACCAACAUAGACGAAAAGGGGCUGAAUCCAAGGAUUAUUUCGUUUUCUAUUAGUUCAGUGCAUAGAUAAAGUGAUGUGGAAUGGUUAACAAAGUUACGUUUCGUUGAGUUCUCUUAUUAUUGAGUACAUUGUUGAACAAAAUGAUUUAAAAUCAAUAAAUGUGUGAAAAAAAACCCAGUGAUUAUGUUAUGUCCUAUUAAAGCAUACAAUAAGGUACAUCAUGUGGUAUGGAUUUCCCUUGAUGGGUACUAAUAUGUUUUUUACGAUAAAUAAAAAGGAUUUCUGUCACUAAUUGGUAUACCUACUAUAAAUAAAUUAAAAACUAACGCGAAUGAUUACGUAUA